AUGUCUGCAGAUGUAGACACUCUCCGCGCAGACGGAGAUGUCAAUGAUGACCUCACUCCUCAAGAUCUGAAUGGCGGCGCUUCGGAAGACGAUGGCGACUUGUUUGGAGACGAUGAUGAGGAGCAAGACCUGGCACCAACAACAGAGCAUAAUCGCACCCUCGACGAUUCGGACCUUGACUCUGGUGACGACCAAGGCCGAACCGAUCGCCUGGAACCCACGGUGGAAGAUGCUGAUGAUGACCAAGGCUUGUAUGAGGAGAAAAGACUUCGCUUGAUGGACGUGGACAUGGCUCGCAUCAAUUCCAUACAUGCGCAGGAGCUGUACAGUCUCAGUAUUCCCCCAUUUCUAGGCGUCAAACAUAAAGCCUUUGAUCCCACCACAUACACCCCUCCAACUCAGCCGCACCUCUUCAGAGAGGGCGACCCUGAACCGAGCUCGAAAUUUUCUGCCUUUAACACCGCUUCCACCACCAUGUUUUGGCGCCGAGAUCCCAAAAAUCCUAAACUCGCUCAAUCCAAUACCCGUCUGAUACGGUGGUCGGACGGGAGCUUUACUCUUCAGAUGGCCUCCCAACCCAAAGAACAAUACAGAAUAAGCACAAAUGCUCUCAGACAAGGUUGGCCAAAGACACAAAAGUCUUCCAGCCAAAAAGAUGACUAUGAUCCUACCAAGGAUACCCAUAAUUACCUAGCAGCUCCCCACGCCUCUGGUGGCAUUGAUCUACAAAUUAUGGCCCCCUUUGAUGCUACGAUGAAGAUCCAACCAACCGGAGACUAUGUGGACGAGUCUGUCUUGAAACUUCAACAAUCUCUGGCCGCCGCAACACAGCAACACGAUCCGCUGGCGGCACUCAAACAAGUGCGCGAGGAUCCUGAACUUGCUCGCAAAGCUGCCGAGAUGUUUGAGAAGGAUCGGAUCCGAACAGCUCGCAAGCGAGAGGCGGCUGAAGAACGAGCAUUUGCCAGGAAGACCGGUGUGUUGGGACGCAUUGGAAUGGGCGGCCGCUCUGGAGGGGCUGGACUCAGUGUCGCAGGUCUCGAGGAUGACGAUGGGUAUGCCAGGCCGAAGGGACGAAGACCCGGAACCAAAGGCAAGAGACGCAAAACCAACCGAACCGGUGACAUUUACUCGGAUGACGAAGACGAAGACAAUCAUCGUGGCAGAGGUGCUGAUGAGUAUGACCGCGAGGAUGACUUCUUGGCUGCCUCGGAUGAAGAACCAGAAAUCUACGAAGACGACGAUGAAGUAGAAGCCGAAGAAGACGACCCUGAUGUUGAUGAUCUAGAGAUUGAUGGUCGGGAGACAGUGGUGGACUCACGCACUCGUGGUCAGCAAGGCAGGCGGGAUCCGGAUCGUGGUGGCUCACCCAAACGAGGUGCCAGUGAAGAUGACGAGGGUGCUGGUGGUGGUGUACCCAGACAAAAGAAACGGAGAGUCAUCGAUGACGAGGAGGACGACUAA
Exophiala mesophila is the source of this 1464-nucleotide messenger RNA. RefSeq lists its product as uncharacterized. Gene Ontology annotation, cellular component: nucleus; Cdc73/Paf1 complex. The transcript is spliced from 2 exons. The record is from RefSeq and is a predicted model, not a curated record. NCBI's taxonomy places the organism in Eukaryota, Fungi, Ascomycota, Eurotiomycetes, Chaetothyriales, Herpotrichiellaceae. Gene Ontology annotation, molecular function: RNA polymerase II C-terminal domain phosphoserine binding. The coding region runs from base 1 to 1464 and encodes 487 amino acids. Gene Ontology annotation, biological process: transcription elongation by RNA polymerase II; positive regulation of transcription elongation by RNA polymerase II.